This is a messenger RNA of Austrofundulus limnaeus, 3613 nucleotides long. Its product is annotated as rho GTPase-activating protein 7. Gene Ontology annotation, biological process: signal transduction; regulation of Rho protein signal transduction; actin cytoskeleton organization. The transcript has 16 exons. NCBI's taxonomy places the organism in Eukaryota, Metazoa, Chordata, Actinopteri, Cyprinodontiformes, Rivulidae. The annotation marks the transcript as partial. The record is from RefSeq and is a predicted model, not a curated record. Gene Ontology annotation, molecular function: protein binding; lipid binding; GTPase activator activity.
GUUUUUUCCUUCUCGCUGUUUGCAGAGAUUGAAGCCAGAGAGGCCUGUGAUUGGCUGCGAGCCGCCGGCUUCCCUCAGUACGUGCAGCUGUUCAGAGACUGCAGGCUUCCUCUCGACGUCGAGGCGGCGAAACGCGACCACGGCUUCCUGGACGAGGAUUCCGUCAGCUCGCUCUGCAGGAGGUUAAAUACUUUAAACAAAUGCCUGGAAAUGAAGCUGGAGCCGAGGAGAUCCAAACACCGGGGGGAAGACUGGGAUGAGGAAGACUUUUGCACCAUCAGCCCCAAAUGGACCUUUGACAGAUGGACUCGACGGUGGCGACGCCUCGACUCCAACGAUGAGGUCCUCAGUUUGUCCUCCGGUCCAGCCGGGCCUCUGGACCAUGAUGUCAGCUCUAUCCACAGCUCCAACAGCACAGACAGCGACAAGCACCACACGGAUCUGGGAGAACUGGUUCCCUCUGCUGUCAACAGCAGUACAACAGAGGAGCAGGAGACCAGCAGGAGCUCCUCUCGUUGCUCUUCUACAAACAGGACCCGGUCCCUGGACACCUCGCUCAGUGGACCUCCGUGCUCCGGAGGAGGAUCGUCCUCGGUCAGUCUGGAAACUGAAGGCAGCUUCAGGAACAAACCACCCAGGAGGAAGUGCACCGCUCUGCUGAGGAAGAUGGAGAAGCUGAGGGGGGACCGGCGUCACGUUGGUAGACUGGUUCUGGUUCCAGAUGAGAAGACGGACCGCCGGGCCCACCCACUGAAUCCACAGGCCCGGUCCAGCAGUCACUCAUCUUCAGCGCUGUCGACUCCUCCCACCAGCAGCAGCAGCCAAUCGGAGAGCAGCAGCACCAUCAGCAYGCCCAGUCCCGUCACCCGGGUCCGAAGGAACUGCAAACGCUCCAACAGUGGUGUGGGCUUGACCCAGAAUGAUCAGAACCACACAGAAACUGAGAUCCUGAACCAGAUCAACAGCAGCAGCAAAGACCACCUGGUCUUCCAGGUCCCCCAUGGACACAAACCUGGGACCUUCCCUUCCUCCCUGGCCCACAAACACAUCUUGUCCCCGGUCAUCGACAGCACCUCUGUUAAAUGGAGGACCGGCAGUUUCCACAGUAACUGGGGGCAACACGGCUCCAGAUGGGGCGGGUCUUCCCUGACUGCUGGAGACCAGAGUCCCGAGUCCUCGGGUCAGAUCGUAGAGGCGGACCACCGGCUGAGCGUCUACGACAAUGUGCAGCUGUCAGAGAGCGACGGUGGAAGUGACGCCGAGCAGCCAGAGGUGGAUCAUCUGAUGGCAGGCGAGAACGUUUUCUCCGCCCUUGAUGAUGUUCUGGAACGAAUCAGUGACCUCCAACAGCUGGUCUCCUCCUGGUCUGAGGACAUAUCUGAAAACGACUUCCAGAGAGGCUCCUCCUCCUGCCAGGACUCACCUGAAUGUUGCUCCUCCUCCUGCCAGGACUCACCUGAAUGUGGCUCCUCCUCCUGCCAGGAAUCACCUAAACAUAACUCCUCCUCCCACGUCUCACCUACACAUGGUUCCUCCUCCUCUGGCCACAUCCAUCUGAGGCUGCAGCAUCCAGAGGAACCUGAGAACCAGAAAACCAGAUCUCCCCGACUGCAGAAAAGGGUGAGCCGACAGCUGUGGUGGUCCAGCGAGCAGAACCUGUCCCCCCAGCCCCCGGGUCCAGGACUGGAGGUCCAGUCUGCCUCUCAGAUCCUGCUGCUGCAGAAAAUGUCUGUGCUGAAACUCACGGCUCUGAUGGAUAAAUUCUCUGGGUCCAGCAGGCAGGGCUGGAGCUGGACCGUUCUGAAAACCCAGAGGAAGAUGUUGGAGGUGGCAGGGGGCCGGGUGUUCGGGGUUCCUCUACUCGUCAGCGUUCAGCAGACUGGAGAAGCUCUUCCUCCCUGCAUCCUCAGAGCCCUGGUUUACCUGAAGACCCAGUGUCUGGACCAGGUGGGUCUUUUCAGGAAGUCAGGUGUGAAGUCUCGGAUCCAGUCCCUCCGUGAGGCGGUGGAGUCCGACCCAGACCAGGUGUCGUUCCAGGGUCAGUCGGCUUUCGACGUGGCCGACCUGGUGAAGCAGUUCUUCAGAGACCUGCCUGAACCGGUCUUCAGCACCAGACUCUGCAGGACCUUCCUGCAGAUCUACCAACGUGUCCCACAGGACCAACAGCUGGUCGCGGCUCAGGCGGCCAUCUUGCUCCUGCCGGAGGAGAACAGGGCGGCUCUGAGGACGCUGCUCCUCUUCCUGCAGGACGUGACCCGUGUCCCCGAGAACCAGAUGACCCCGACCAACAUCGCUGUGUGCCUGGCACCGUCCCUGUUCCACCUGAACGCAGCGAAGAGGGACACCAAGUCAGCCAGGUCGGGUCACAGGAAGUCCAGUCUGGGACAUCCGGACCAGCGGGACCUGAGUGAGACCCUCGCUGCCACCCAGGGUCUGUCGAACAUGAUCGCCGAGGCKUCCAGACUUUUCCAGCUUCCAGAGUUCUGGCCCAGACAGAGUCUCAACACUCCCGGACCCACAGAGGAGGUCCAGUCCGGUCUGGAUGGACGUCACCGGCUGCAGCUGAGCACCCAGCAGCUCCUGAAGGAGGCCCGGGAGGAGGGUCUGGACUGGGAGAACCAGCCGGGUCUAGAGCAGGUGGAUCUUGCCUUAAAGAAGGCGGAGGACGGGUGUCCUCUGGGGACGUGGCGCGGCUCGGUGGAGGUGGACGCUCCUCAACAGGACCUGCUGCACCGGCUGCUGAGGGAGCAGAACCUGUGGGAACAGAACCUGCGGCACGCUGCGGUGGUACAGACUCUGUCCGAGGACUCGGAGGUCUACCACUGCGUCCUCCAGGGUCCGGGCCACGAGCUGGGCUCGCAGCCUCCGCAGGACCACCUGCUGCUCAGAACCUGGCAUGGGGACCCGUCCUCUGGACCACUGUACCUGUCCUCGGUGUCCACGGACCACCCGGGGGUUCAGUCGAAGGGGGUCCGGGUUCAGGUCCACGCUUGCCUCUACCUACUGGAGCCCACAGGGACCAUGAAGACCCGACUGACACACCUCUGCAGGACCGACACCAGGGGUCGGUCCCUGGACUGGUACAGCAGAGUGAGCGGACACCUUCUGGCCUCGGGUCUGUUGGCCAUCAGAGAUUCCUUCAGACCCGGACUCAAAGAAACAAAAAUAUGAGUCGAACUAGGACCAGGAGGACUGGAUGGACCUGAAGGACUGCAGGUAAACACUCCUGGUUCUGGGCAACUGUAGUCUGGACCAGGUCGUAUCUGUUAAAGAGCAGCAGCUUCAUCAAUGAGAUGAGAACUCGUGACGCCAUCUUGGAAGGUGCUACAUGAGGUCAAAGAUCACCAACCUGAUACGACUGACUACGUGCUUCAGAUUAUAUCAUUUUCACAUGAAAGAGGUUUAUUUUAAGUUAUUACUUUAAAUAAAUGACGAAGUGGGCGGAGCCAUCUGAUGGUAGGCUGUUUCUGUAUCAUCUUCCUCUCUGCUGGUUUCAUUGUUUAAUUUAAGAUGUUUCUAAGAAUAAAUGUAAAUCCAGAGAUUUUUAAUCUUUCUGAAAACGUUUAGUCUAAUUUUUGGUGCCAAAUGUUGAAUUAAAACAAAUUUCUCUGAA